Molecule: messenger RNA, 993 nt
Organism: Eimeria necatrix
Lineage: Eukaryota; Apicomplexa; Conoidasida; Eucoccidiorida; Eimeriidae
Exons: 5
Coding region: 1-993 (330 amino acids)
Source: RefSeq, a predicted model, not a curated record
AUGGCUGUCUCUUUAGUGCAUGCGCGCAGCGUGUGGGAUGGAGAGGGCCAUGUUGCAGUGUCUGCGCUUGACGAGCUGCAGCAGUACCACUGGAGUGCGGACGUCGCCACGCAGCACGAGACGUCUCCAGAAGGCCUUGUCUGGAGGGCGCCUAGAGACACUCAUCCCGGCGAAAAGCUGUUUGUGAACUACGGACAGUACAAUAAUGCUUAUCUUCUUUUUUAUUUCGGAGUUGAAAUAAAUGACAAUCCUUGGGGCCCCGCUUUUUUCUGGCGCACAGAAGCUGGAGAUACACCCCACGCAGCGCUGCCAAACGGAGUUUCUUCUGUCUCCAUUUUGCGCUCUUCUGUCUCCUCCUCAGCAGCACUUCCCGCCUGGCUGCAGCAAACCCAAUGGGCCCCCAAGGGGGGCCCCUGCCACCCCCCCUUGGGGGGCCCCCCUUGCAGGGCCCCCGAGCUGGAGUUCCCCGAGCCCCAGGCGGACCGGGUCGUUGCUGCUGAGCUGCGGAGCAGCAGCGGGGAAGCAGGCAUUGCAUGCGACCUGCGGGUCUUCACCUCGAGGGCCUUCGGAAGAGGGGCUUUUGUGCUUUCCAAGUUCGGGGCUGUGGGGGGGGUGGACCCCACAGUCUUCAAGUGCGUGCGGGUGUUGCGUUUUGGGGGGCUGCGAGAACCAGUGGACCAGGAGGCCCUGACCAUUGGUCUGUUUUUGGGGGCGUGUGGGGCGCACGACGGGGAGUUGGGGCGGGCGCAGCAGCAGCUGCGGGCGGCGCUGGCCGCCGUGCGCAGCCAGCUGCUGCUGCAGCAGCAGCAGCAGCAGCACGAAGCUGCGCAGGACUCCGCAGAAGAAGUCCACAGACUCCAAGCCAUGCUCAGGGCGGUCAACAGCAACAAAGACUUCACGCAAAACUGCAUGCAGUACUUCCAGCAGGCCCAGCAGGCCAUCAGCAAGGAAAGGGCCAAACUCAAAAGCCGCAGCAAACGCUCCCGCAAGUAG